AUGCCAGUGGCAAAGUCAGGAGUGGAGGAGCAGAGAAGCCAGUGGCUGGAACCAGGCGGGCAGAAGCACCGCAGAGGGAAGGUCCAGGCUCGGCCGCAGGACAAAAGCCACACGCUCUUGCACAGGGCGGCACAGGUGCGCUCAAAAGCCGCCUUCUCCCAGUGUCCUUGUCUCCGAAGGAGACCCCUGUUUGUGAAAGUGUCUGAGGACGAGGGAGCAGAAGGCAUGGAUGGAGGGGGGAACCUCAGGCUGAAAGCUGCAAGGGGGCCACGGGGGGUGCAGCCAGGGCAUCCCGCUCAGAACGGAUCCUCAGGGCCCCAGGCGGUGCUGGGCGGGGGUCCAGCAGAGGUUCGGGGGCCCAGCCCUCACGGGCUGCUCCGGCCACUCCCCUGCUCUCAUUGGCAGCGCUUGGCGCCGGCUGCCCAGAAGCUGCCCCGGACUCGGAGGCUCUUUGUUCCCCCCUCCUCCCCCUCCCCCUCUCCCACCAGCCAGCCCCAGCCCCCUCCCAGCCCAGCGGCGGCAGCGGCCGGCAAGCUGUGCGUCCUGUACAAAGAAGCCGAGCUGCGCCUCAAGAGCAGCUCCAACACCACCGAGUGCGUCCCGGUGCCCAGCUCCGAGCACGUGGCCGAGAUCGUGGGCAGGCAAGGCUGCAAGAUCAAAGCUCUGAGGGCAAAGACCAACACUUACAUCAAGACUCCAGUGCGCGGUGAGGAGCCGGUCUUCAUGGUGACGGGACGGCGGGAAGAUGUCGCCAUGGCAAGAAGAGAAAUCAUUUCUGCAGCCGAGCACUUCUCCAUGAUCCGGGCCUCUCGGAACAAGGCUGGUGCCGCCUUUGGCAGUGCCCCCACCUUGCCGGGACAAGUCACCAUCCGGGUCCGGGUCCCCUAUCGUGUCGUUGGUUUGGUGGUGGGGCCCAAAGGAGCCACCAUCAAGCGGAUCCAGCAGCAGACCAACACCUACAUCAUCACACCCAGUCGGGACCGGGACCCCGUCUUUGAGAUCACAGGAGCACCGGGCAACGUGGAGCGAGCCCGCGAGGAGAUCGAAACCCACAUAGCCGUCCGGACAGGCAAGAUCCUUGAAUACAACAAUGAGAAUGACUUCCUGUCCAGCAGCCCUGACUCAAGCAUGGAGAGCCGCUACUCAGAGGCCUGGCGGGUCCACACGCCAGCCCCCGGCUGCAAGCCCCUCUCCACCUUCCGCCAGAACAGCCUGGGGUGCAUCGGCGACUGCUCUGUUGACCCCGCCUACGAGACGCCCCGGCUGAACGACCAAAACGAUUUCAAUUACAGUUACCUCUUUCCUAACUAUGGUGUCAACAAACAGGAUCUCUAUUAUGGGGUUCCGGAGUCUGGUGCUCCUUUGUGGGCUGGGCAGGAAAACACCAACCCUGUUUCCAUCCUCUUCUCCAAGCAGCAACGCUCUAGCAAUACAGGCACCAUUCAUCCCAAUUCAUCCCACCGUUCCCCGUCCUCAUCUAUCCAAGAGCCCCCCCUCUCCGGGCUUCCCAGAAGGUCUCAGGGGGAGCCCUUGCAAGGAUUUUCCAAACUGGGCGCUUCGGCCGCCGCCCGGACGGCCCUCUCCAGCAGCCGGGAGUGCAUGGUGUGCUUCGAGAGCGAGGUGACGGCUGCCCUGGUCCCAUGCGGCCACAACCUCUUCUGCAUGGAGUGCGCCGUGCGGAUCUGCGAGCGGACUGACCCCGAGUGCCCCGUGUGCCACGCCACAGCCACUCAGGCCAUUAGAAUAUUUUCUUAGAGAGACAACCGGCGGCACUUGGGGAGAUGGCGCGGUGGGACAGGGAGGGAGAGAGAAACUGCAGAAUGAAGCGCAUCUGAAGAACAAACAGACAAAUUAGAAAAAAGAAGAUUAAUUUAAAGAAGAAGAAAGAAAUUAUUUUAGGAGCAAUGUAUGUUAUUUUUAAAGAAAUAAUGGUAAUGAUGAUAAGAUUAAAAUGGAGAAGCCAGAAAUAUUUGGGAAGGCCAUUGCUACACAAUAGUCUGCUGCACCGUUUUUAAACGGAAAGCUCUUCACACAUGCCAGAGAUUUUCAAGCGAUGCGGGAGGUGAUGUGGAGAUGUCCGGCGGGGCGAGCGGCUCCUGCCGGUCACGGCGAAAGGCACGAUCGGACAGGCCAUGGGGCCUCUGCGCAUCCCACAAGCCCGGCCCUGCUCUUGGUCUGAACGUGGUCUGAGGUGACAGGACUUCAACCUGCCUGGUGGACAAAAGCUCAGAAAGGCCUGAAAUCAGAAGGGUAAACAGGAAAGGAUGGCGAGAGAGGAAACAUCCGCCUCUGGGAAUCUGUUCGUAGGAGGGCACAACUGUAUUACCUCAAACAUUUAAAAAGAAAAAGAAGCAGCUAAAUACCUUUAUAUUCUUUUUCCUCUAUUUUUUUCCUAAGAAAAAAUAAAUAAAAUGAAAUAAAUACUAUCAGAGCCAGUGAAGUGGGGAGAAGGGGGUUGACAAACCCUUUAGGAAAAUCCUCCUGGCCACUUUUGAAUUUUCAUUUUGAGUCUUCUGAGCAACCGCAGCGGUUUUUUGAACUUUUCUUUUUCUAUUUGAGCAGGGAUUCAUCUAAUAAGAAUCAGGAGUCACUAACAGGGUAUUUCUAAAACAAAAUCAGCCCCUCCCACACUCACACCCAAACCAACCCUUCCAGUUUCCCAUGGAAGGGGGGAUAGCGAAGGUUGGCCUCCGUGUUUCGGCAUUUCGCUCCGCGUGCAGUUCCAUGCAACGCCAAGGUAUAUGCACACACACAAACAGCGGAACCGUUUUCUUUCUUUCUCUUUUGAUUUUAACAACAAGAACAACAACUUCACAGCAAAACCUAAGAAAGACGAUCAUGCAAUACCGGCAACAUGGCCCACUUAAAAACAACCUACAACCUGACAGAAAGCAAAAAAAUAAAAAUAAAAAAAAAUUACAAAUUAACAUGUUUAUAUAUAAUUUUGUCGUCUUUUUAAACUGGACCAAAACUUUUGUUACUCAAAAUCAAGUAAAGAGAUAAAAAGAAUAUUUCCUUAUGGACCAAAACCUCUUUUCACUUGUCCUCAUCUGGAUCUUCCUGAGGUUGCCUAGUUUUAUAUAUUCUAUUUUUUUCAGAAUGAAGCAGACACAUGCUCAAAAAAGGGAAAAAAAGAAAUAAUAAUAUUGAAUUGCCUUGUUGAACAUCUUUAAUCAUUUCAAGACAUUUGACUCCUGCUUUUGUUACAUCAGAUACUUUGACAAACUGCUGGGAGUUGGAGAGGCGAGCGCUUGACGUCGCCCCCGUGCCAGUUCGUGUCCCAGCAACCGAAAGUAGGCAGGUUUGUUCAACUUGCUACCUGGAUGCCAAAUUGUCAAGAUUGAAAGGGGUGGAUCAAAACACUACGUCGCUGCGCACGUGUGUGCAUGUGUGUGCACAUGCAUGCGCACGUACAGGCGUGCAUACGCAGGCACAC
Messenger RNA from Varanus komodoensis (Komodo dragon), 3436 nucleotides. RefSeq names its product mex-3 RNA binding family member A (gene MEX3A). NCBI's taxonomy places the organism in Eukaryota, Metazoa, Chordata, Lepidosauria, Squamata, Varanidae. The record is from RefSeq and is a predicted model, not a curated record. The transcript has 5 exons. Gene Ontology annotation, molecular function: RNA binding. Bases 1 to 1755 code for a protein of 584 amino acids.